AAAAGAGGGCCCAGCUGGGGUCCAGGCCACCUCUGCCCCUUGACGCUGACAUUGCAGUAGGAGCUAAGAGUUACUUGUCAGAUUGGAGACGCUAUCUUCUCGGUAGAGCAGCAGAUUUUCCCAGGUCGUUGAUUUCCUGGUAAAAAUGGAAAAUGUGGAAACAUGGAAAAAGACAACAUGAGCCAAAAGGAUGCCUUUAAAACUUGGGGCUGACCCGGAAGUGCUCGAGGGGUGAACAGGGGUGAACAGCUGGCAGAGAGGCAGUGGUUUCCUAGUGCUGGUCCUAGCGCCACCCCUUCCCCACAGACCACUCCUAGCGCCCCCCAGGCUCCUAGCGCCAGGCCCCCCCAUGGAACCCUCGGGGUUCCGCCCACUGGGAGGAGUCUCUCCAGAGGCCCACAGGGAGAGCAUUGGCUGGGAGCAUGCUGACCUACCUUUGUCCUCUGAGUCCCGGGAACUCUCUCUUGCUCUCCUUAAAUUGUUUUCUGUGUUUGCGAUCCAGCGUCUGCCGGUGUCCUGAGAGAGGAGCAGCAGCGCCCUCCACAGGUCUCGUCCCCCAAGAUCCGCUGCGUCCACCCUUCGGCCCGUCACGUCCUGGCACUUCGGCGGGUGCCCGUGUGCUCCAUGCAGAUGGGACUGCGCCAGGAACUCAAACUGGUCACCUUGUAGGAUCCAGCUUCUCUGGGACACUGCCGCUGAGCCACGAAGGCAGUCCUGUGAACCUUUAUUCUAAGAAUAUUCAUUUCAUCUGGUUUAUGAACCCGAAUUACAUAGACUCUAAAUGUCACAGAAGUAUUGAAAAGCUGCUCGGUCAUGAGCACCGACAGCAACUCGCUGGCACGUGAAUUUCUCACUGAUGUCAACCGGCUUUGCAAUGCGGUGGUUCAGAGGGUGGAGGCCCGGGAGGAAGAGGAGGAGGAGACGCACAUGGCGACCCUGGGCCAGUACCUUGUCCACGGCCGAGGAUUUCUCUUACUGACCAAGCUGAACUCCAUCAUUGAUCAGGGGCUGACCUGCAGAGAGGAACUCCUGACCCUUCUUCUGUCGCUCCUCCCGCUGGUGUGGAAGAUACCCGUGCAGGAAGAACAGGCGGCAGGUUUUGAUCUGCCGUUCUCAGCUGAUGUGAUCCUGACCAAAGAAAAGAACUCAAGUUCACAAAGAGCCACUCAGGAAAAAUUCCGUUUAGAAGGAAGUGCCCCACCUGGUCAGGUUUCUGCACAAGUAAACAUUCUUCGGAAAAGCAGACGACAGCGGAAAACUACCCACCGCUAUUCGGUAAGAGAUGCAAGAAAGACACAGCUGUCCACCUCUGACUCGGAAGCCAACUCGGAUGAGAAAAGUCUGGCAGUAAGUAAGCAUAGGAGGCCCCGUCCGCCGCAGCGUUUCGGGGCGCGGUCUCCGCAGGAAGACCACCUCCCAGUCGAACGUGACCGCUUAGCCACCAAAGAGGAACAGACUCCUCCUGAGACCAUGGCUCUGGAAACCCGCGGAGGGCCUGCCCCAGGGCAGCAGCCGAGCACUGACACGCUGAGUGAGCCGGCCGCCUCGUCUGUUCUCAGUAACAUGAGCAAUUCUCCGUUUGACUUGUGUCAUGUUUUGUUAUCCUUACUAGAAAAGGUUUGUCAGUUCGACCUCACCUUGAGCCAUAACUCUGCUCUCGUAGCCAGCGUGGUGCCCACCCUCACUGAGUUCCUCGCAGGCUUCGGGGACUGCUGUGCGCUCGGCGACAAUGCGGAGGGUCAGGUGGUCUCUGCAGGCUGGACGGAGGAGCCGGUGGCCUUGAUUCAGAGGAUGCUCUUCCNAACUGUGCUGCAUCUAAUGUCAGUGGACAUCAGUACCUCCGAGGUGAUGCCAGAGAGUCUGAGGAAAGACCUCACAGAAUUGCUUAGGGCAGCUUUAAAAAUGAAAACUUGCCUGGAAAGGCAGCCUGACCCUUUUGCACCAAGACAAAAAAGAACACUUCAGGAGGUCCAGGAAGGGUUUGUGUUUUCCAAGUACCGGCACAGAGCCCUCCUUUUGCCCGAACUUCUGGAAGGAGUUCUGCAGAUCCUCAUCUGCUGUCUUCAAAGUGCAGCUUCUAAUCCCUUCUACUUCAGUCAGGCCAUGGAUUUGGUUCAGGAGUUUAUUCAGCACCGUGGCUUUAAUUUGUUUGAAACAGCAGUGCUUCAAACGGAGUGGCUGGUUUUGAGACCUGGCGUUCCCCCAGAGGCCUCGGGACACUUGAAAGCCCUGAUAAGCAGUGUGAUGAAAAUUAUGAGCAUAGUCAAAAAAGUGAAGUCGGAGCAGCUUCACCAUUCGGUGUGCACACGGAAGAGGCACAGGCGCUGUGAGUACGCUCACCUUAUGCAUCACCACCGAGAUCUCUCCGGCCUCCCGGUUUCGGCUUUUAAAAACCAGGUUUCCAAGAACCCAUUUGAAGAGACAGCUGAUGGAGCUGUCCGCUACCCUGAGCGGUGCUGCUGCAUCGCGGUGUGCGCGCACCAGUGCCUGCGCCUGCUGCAGCAGGUUGCCCUGGGCAGCACGUGCGUCCAGAUCCUGUCAGGGGUCCACAGUGUUGGGGUCUGCUGCUGUAUGGACCCCAGGUCUGUCAUCAUCCCUCUGCUCCAUGCUCUCAGGUCACCAGCGCUGAAAGACUCUCAGCAGCACGUACUGAGCACCCUGCAGUGGCUGGUUUUGGAUCAUUUAGGAGGGGCGGAUGUACCGCCGAAAACCAAGACAGCCGUGUGCAACGUUUGCAGCAUGGACUCCGACCAGCUGGCCAUGUUAGAGGAGGCACUGCAGGGGGCCCCACGUGAUGCAGAGCCCUCCUCACACUUGUCCGGCCCUUCCUGCAGGUUCCGAGGGAUCCUGCCAAGCAGUGGGUCUGAAGACUUGCUGUGGAAGUGGGAUGCCCUAGAGGCUUACCAGAACUUCGUUUUUGAGGAAGACCGAUUACACAGUGCGCAGAUGGCCAGUCAUGUCUGCAGUUUGAUCCAGAAAGGCAACGCGGUCGUUCAGUGGAAACUGUACCAUUACGUGCUCAGCCCUGUGCUCCAGAGAGGGGUGGAGCUCGCGCAGCACCAUCAGCACCUUGGCGCUCCCGCGGCUUGCGCCCCGCUGUGCGGCCUUCACAGCCACCAGUGUCUGCCUCAGGAAGUGCUUCAGGUGUACGUCAAAGCCCUGCCUGGCCUGCUGAAAUCCAGGGUAAUAAGAGAUUUGUUUUUAAGUUGUAAUGGAGUAAAUCAGAUCAUCGAAUUAAAUUACUUAGAGGACAUUCGAAGCCAUUCCUUGAAAGCCUUUGAAACUCUGAUCAUCAGCUUGGGGGAGCAGCAGCGAGCUGCUUCAGCACUGGGUACUGACGGGGCGAACGGCGGGCAGCAGUCGUGCUCUGCAGACGGGAGCACUGCUCAGACCCCGCAGGCUUGCUCAGAGUCUCCUCGGAGUCUCAGCAGAUUUUAUGCCAACCUCAGAGAAGCUUAUCCAAAAAAGCGGAAGACUGUUUACCAGGAUGCUCACAUCUACGCCAUAAACCUGUUCCUCUGCGUGGCGUUUCUGUGCGUAAGUAAAGAAGCAGAGUGUGACAGGGAGUCGGCCAACGACUCGGAGGACACGUCUGGCUACGACAGCACAGCCAGUGAGCCGCUAAGUCACAUGUUGCCUCGCUUGUCUCCCGAGAGCCUCGUCUUGCCCACGCCCGAGCGAGUGCACCAGGCAGCAGACACCUGGUCCGCGUGCCGCUGGGUCUACAUGGCGAGCUCAGCCUUCCAGAAACAGUUCCACAGGCUCGGUGGUUUCCGCCUGUGCCAUAAGUUAGUGUUCAUGAUACUGCAGGACCUGUUCCGAGGGCCGCGGGAGGGGCAGCGCAGAGAGGAGGGAGCUGCGGGAGCCAGCGAGCAGCACGGCGCAGACCGGACCUCCCACCGUGAGGUGGCCCUGAGCGAAGACCCACUGUCAGUGACCGGAAGUAGCACCCUCACGCCCCCUGAGCAGGGCGCGCCAACCGAACAGGACGGUUGGCAGACGAGCGCUGAGUGCGUGGGCGAGGUCAACUCGCAGCAUGCUCCUUCCAAGAGUGCGGGACAGGUGUCUGCUGCCGAGGCUGCUUCCCAGGAAAUAGAGGCACUCUCAGGUCGGGAAAGGGAGACCUCCCUGCAGAGCAUCCGGCUUUUGGAAGCCCUCCUGGCUAUUUGCCUUCAUAGUGCACGAAGUAGUCAGCAAAAAACGGAAGUGGAGUUGCCCAGCCAGAACUUGUCUGUGGAGAAUAUAUUGCUUGAAAUGAGGGACCAUCUUUCCCAGUCAAAGGUGGUAGAAACAGAAUUAGCAAAGCCUUUGUUCGACGCCCUGCUCCGAGUCGCCCUGGGGAGCCACUCUGCAGAGGUGGAUCAUCACGCAGCAACGGCUGAGAAGAGCCGGCAGUCGGAGGAGGAGCCCCCGCCCCAGCCUGGCGACUUUUCCGAAGGAGCCGAGGAUUCUCAGAGCUGUCGUCUCAAACUUGUGGUUGAAGAGGAGGGCUAUGAUGCAGACAGCGAGAGCAACCCUGAAGACGGCGAAGCGCGGGGCGAAGGGACAGACCCAAAGCCUGAAGCAGAAGGCCUCAGCGGCCCAGGCAGUCCAACCAACCCACUCGAGGGCAUCGCUCACGGGGAAGUCGUGUACCCGGAGAUCUGCACGCUGGAGCUGUACCUGCUCUCUGCUGGUAAAGCCAGACUGGAGCUGCUGACCCAUGUAUUUGACAGCUUCUUGAAAAUCAUCAGGCAGAAAGAAAAGAAUGUUUUUCUGCUCAUGCAACAGGGAACUGUGAAAAAUCUUUUAGGAGGCUUCUUGAGCAUUUUAACGCGGGCCGAUUCUGAAUUUCAAGCAUGUCAGAGGGUACUGGUGGACCUCCUGGUGUCACUGAUGCGCUCACAGACGUGCUCAGAAGACCUGACCCUUCUGCUGAGAAUAUUCCUGGAGCCGUCCCCUUGCACAGAAAUCCUUCUCUGGGGCAUUCUGAAAAUCGUCGAGAGCGACGCCCCCAUGAGCCCACUGCAGUCUCUGACCUUCCCGUGGCUGCACACUCCACACGGGGGCGGCGGCGUUUCAUCUCACAAGGGCCCCGGGAUUCUGACCACGAAGGCUGCAGGCUUGCUACGACGCGCCCGAGCUUCCCGGGGCCAGGCCGAGGCCAACAGGGAGAGUCCACCUCACCGGCUGCUGUCCUCCUGGCACGUGGCCCCCGUCCACCUGCCGCUGCUGGGGCAGAACUGCUGGCCACACCUGUCCGAAGGCUUCAGUGUCUCCCUGUGGCUCCACGUGCAGCCUGCCCACGAGGCUGAGGGCACCACAGAAAGCAGCAAGAGGCCCAGAAAAAGGAACAAGUCGUUAAUCUUACGGGGUGGCAGUUGGGACGGCACAGAGAGCGACAGGCCGGAAGGUGCAGAGCGCACAGACCCUGGUGACAGGCUGGUCGAAGAAGGCUGUCUCCACAUCAUCUCCCUGGGGUCCAAAGCACUGAUGAUCCAAGUGUGGGCUGUGCCCCAGAAGGGCAUGCUUAUCUUUCGCGUGUGCGUGGACUCAGAUGACGGUAGGGGAGCCACCUUACUAGCCCAGGCCGAGUCACAGGAGGGUGUGUUCCUGCCGAGCACGUGGCAGCACCUUGUGCUCACCUACUCACAGCAGCCGCAGGGGAAGAAGAGCGCCCACGGGGCCGUCUCCAUGUGGGUGUCCGGGCAGAGGAAGCCUGGCCUUACUUUGGAUUUCACGCUCCCGAGAAAAGCGGGCUUGUCGUCUGACAGCAAUAGGACAUUCUGCAUGGUCGGCCACUGCCUGUCAUCCCAAGAAGACUUUCUGCACUUGGCUGGAAAGUGGGACCUGGGGAAUCUGCUGCUCUUCAAUGGAGCUAAGAUUGGUCCACAAGAGGCCUUCCACCUGUAUGCCUGUGGCCCCAACCACACGUCCGUAAUGCCCUGUAAGCAUGGCAAGCCAGCGGACGACUACUCCAAGUACGUGAGCAAGGAGAUCUUGCAGUGCCAGCAAAUCAGAGAACUGUUUCUGUCCAAGAAAGAUGUGGACCUUGGCCUCUUGAUUGAAAAUCUGUCCGUGGUUUAUGCAACUUACAGUCCCGCUCAUUAUACCAUCUAUGAGCCGGUGAUUCGACUGAAAGGCCAGGUGAAAACCCCACUCUCCCAGCGACCCUUCAGCCCAAAGGAAGCUCAGAGCAUCUCCCUGGAGCCCCAUCACCUGAAGACUCUCCAGCCCACAGCAUGCAGGACCAUCCAUGGUGUUCUGCAUGAACUUGGGGGUACUGGCGUGUUCAUUUUCCUCUUCGCCAGGGUUGUUGAACUCAGUAGCUGUGAGGAAACUCAAGCGCUAGCCCUGCGAGUUCUACUCUCCUUAAUCAAGUACAACCAACAGCGAGUUCGCGAGCUCGAGAGCUGUAACGGCCUGUCCAUGAUGCAUCAGGUGUUGACCCGACAGAAGUGCAUCGUCGGCUUCCAUGUUUUGAAGGCCCUCCUGGAAGGUUGCUGUGGUGAAGACAUGGUCCGUCUCAGUGAGAACGGCGCGUUCACCCUGGAUGUGGAGUCCGACGCUAUCGUCCGAGACGUCAGACUGCUGGAGGAGCUGCUGCUCGACUGGAAGAUCUGGAGGAAAGCCGAGCCAGGUGUCUGGGGAGUCCUGCUGGCGGCGCUGGAGGUCCUGGUCCGGGCAGAGCACCCCCACCAGGUGUUCAACAUUCAGCAGUUACUGAACGCGCGAGCGGUCCACCACUUUCUUCUGACCUGUCAGGUCUUGCAGGAACACAAAGAGGGGCAGCUCACCUCCAUGCCCCGAGAGGUUUGUAGAUCGUUUGUGAAAAUUAUAGCAGAAGUCCUUGGAUCGCCUCCAGACUUGGAAUUAUUGACGAUUAUCUUCAAUUUCCUUCUAGCAGUUCACCCUCCCACUAAUACUUACGUUUGUCACAACCCCACCGGCUUCUACUUCUCCCUGCACAUAGAUGGCAACAUCUUCCAGGAGAAGGUGCGGUCCAUCGCGUCCCUGCGGCACUCCAGCAGUGGGGCGCAGCCCCUCGGCAGCCCCGGGCUCACAGCCCUCAGCCCGUCCAGCUUCGCCGCGUCACCUCCGGAAGGACGUGGUUCCGCCAGCUCGGGCCCGCCGCCGGCCACCCUCCUGCCCCGUUCCCACAGCCUACCGGCCUUUCCUGUUUCUUCGCCUCGAACGGAACCAUGGAAACUGACCGGAAGCUUGGGUUGCAGUCUGGACAGAUUGCCAGAUCCCGCAGACACCUAUGCCGCUCACCAGUCGGAGAGACAGGAGCCUGUGGAGGGUCCCAGCACGUCGAGCAGAGGCCGAGAGGACGGGCCCCUCAGUAGCUGCGACUCUGCGGGAACCGUCUGUGAGAUGGGCGCCGUCCCCUCAGCCCUCACCGCGGCCAGUGUCUCCCCGGGGACGCGAGGCUUUCCAGCCGUCAGAGCGGAUCCUAGAGACGCAGGGCCCGAGCCCAGAGCAGACGAGGACAGCCCUGGGGACGAGUCCUGCCCGCGCCGGCCCGACCACCUCAAGGGACUGGCCUCGUUCCAGCGCAGCCACAGCACCAUGGCCAGCCUCGGCCUCGCCUUCCCUGCACUGGCCGGGUCUGCAGCCCUGGGCUGGCGGCCGAGGCCUGUCGACGGGACCCCUGAGGGCUGGGAGAACCUGGCUGCUUCCCUCAGUUACCAGCCCGACUACGGCCAGGCUGCCGGCGCGCACAGUGUGAUGGAGGACUGCCUGGUCCCCAUUUGCUGUGGCUUGUAUGAACUCGUAAGUGGAGUUCUUCUCACCCUGCCGGACGCUAUGCUUGAAGAUGUGCUGGACAAGAUCAUCCAGGCAGAUGAUGCCACUUUAUUAGAUGCAUAUUUUAAUAGGGCGUCUAAGGAACAAAAAGACAAAUUUCUGAAGAAUCGUGGCUUUUCCUUGCUAGCCAACCAGUUGUACCUUCAUCGGGGCACUCAAGAAUUGUUAGAAUGCUUUACCGAAAUGUUCUUCGGGCGGCGGAUUGGUCUGGAUGAAGAAUUUGACCUGGAAGAUGUGAGAAACAUGGGGCUUUUUCAGAAGUGGCGUGUCGUCCCUCUCCUGGGACUGAUAGAGACCUCCCUGUGUGACCACAUGCUCGUGCACAGUGUCCUGCUACUCCUUCUCCGGGUCUUGAACUCCUGCUCGAAGGCAGCAGACCUGCUCUUGGACAACGGGCUGCUCCACGUGCUGUGCAACACCAUCGCGGCCCUGAACGGGCUGGGGGAGAACGUCCCUGUGAGUGAGCACCGGCUGCUCGCCUGCGACAUCCAGCAGCUGUUCACGGCCGUCACCAUCCAUGCCUGCAGCUCCGCUGGCCCCCAGUACUUCAGGGUGAUCGAGGACCUCAUCGUGCUGCUGGGCCACCUUCAGAACAGCAAAAACCGGAGGACGCAAAAUAUGGCUGUAGCACUGCAGCUUAGGGUCCUGCAAGCUGCAAUGGAGUUUGUGAGGAGUACAGCAAGCCACGACUCCGAGGCCCUGGCAGAGUCAUCGCGGUCGCCCUCUGCGCCCCAUCACACUGCCUUCCAAAAGCGGAGGAGCGUUGCUGGGCCUCGGAAAUUUCCGCUUGCUCAGACGGAAUCGCUUCUGUUGAAAAUGCGGUCCGUGGCAAGUGACGAGCUCCACGUGAUGAUGCAGCGGAGACUGAGCCAGGAGGGCCCCAGCCAGGCCACCGAGAUGGAGCUCGUCCAGAGACUGCAGAGGCUCGUCGUCCUGGCAGUCAACAGGAUCGUCUACCAAGAGUUUAAUUCCGACAUUUUUGAUAUUCUGAGUACUCCAGAAACUACAACGCAGGGCAAGCUGUCCGCUCCCCAGACUGACGUCGCUCAGGGAGGCACUCGUCGUCAGCAACCUUCUGUUUUCAAUCCGUUUCAGAAAGAAAUGUUCUCCUAUCUGGUGGAAGGAUGCAAAGUCUGCAUUGCUUCAAGUAAAAGCAGUGGUUCUAAGCAGCAGUGGACUAAGAUCCUGUGGUCCUGUAAGGAGACCUUCCGAAUGCAGCUUGGGAGGCUAUUAGUACAUAUUUUGUCACCAGCCCACACCACACAGGAGAGAAAGCAAAUUUUUGAAAUAAUUCAUGAACCGGAUCAUCAGGAAAUACUGCGUGACUGUCUCAGCCCGUCCCUCCCACACGGAGCCAAGUCGGUUUUGUACCUGUCAGAGCUGAUGCACGUCCACCGGGACGAACUGUCGGCCGAGGAGCUGGAGGCGGGAGAGCUGCUGCUGGGUGCCCUGCGGCUGUGCGGCCACAAGUGCACCCUCCCCAGCGCGCCCUCAAAGCCAGACCUCGCCAAGGCCAUCGAGGAGGAUCUAAAGAAAUGUGCAGCAGAAGAGAGUGUGAGUAAAGCCACCUGGCAGAAGACAGUGUCCAACAAUCAACAAAGUCUUUUCCAGCGUCUUGAUUCGAAAUCAAAGGGUAUAUCCAAAAUAGCUGCAGACAUCACCCAGGUCGUGUCCCUGUCCCAGGGGCUGGAGAGGAAGAAGGUGAUCCAGCACAUCAGAGGGGCGUACCGGGUGAGCCUCAGCGCCAGCAGGCACUGGCAGGAGCUCAUGCAGCAGCUGACCCACGACCGAGCAGUCUGGCAUGACCCUCUCCACUGCCCAACCUCGUGGCAGCUGGACCCAACAGAAGGGCCGAAUCGUGAGAGGAGGCGUCUGCAGAGAUGUUACCUGACUAUUCCGAAUAAGUACCUCCUCAAGGACAGACAGAGGUCACAAGGUGUGGUCAGACCGCCACUGUCCUACCUAUUCGAAGACAGAACUCAUUCUUCCUUCUCGUCUACUGUCAAGGACAAGGCUGCGAGUGAGUCUAUAAGAGUCAACCGAAGAUGUAUCAGCGUUGCACCAUCCAGAGAGACAGCUGGGGAACUCUUACUAGGCAAGUGUGGAAUGUAUUUUGUGGAAGAUAAUGCUUCUGAGACUGCUGAGAGCUCGAGCCUUCAGGGAGAGCUGGAGCCAGCGUCGUUUUCCUGGACAUACGAGGAGAUCAAAGAGGUUCACAAGCGUUGGUGGCAGCUGCGGGACAACGCCGUGGAGGUCUUCCUGACGAACGGCAGGACGCUGCUGCUGGCCCUCGACAGCUCCAAGGUCCGGGACGACGUCUACCACAGCAUCCUCACGAACAGCCUGCCCAACCUCCUGGAGUACGGCAACCUCUCCGCCCUGACGGGCUUCUGGUACGCCGGCCAGAUCACCAACUUCGAGUAUCUGACUCACCUAAACAAGCACGCCGGCCGCUCCUUCAACGACCUCAUGCAGUACCCCGUGUUCCCGUUCAUCCUGGCCGACUACGUGAGCGAGACGCUGGACCUCGGUGACCCAUCCAUCUACAGAAAUCUGGCCAAGCCUAUAGCCGUGCAGUACAAGGAGAAAGAAGACCGCUACGUGGACACGUACAAGUACUUGGAGGAUGAGUACCGCAAAGGGUCCAGGGAAGAUGACCCCAUGCCUCCCGUGCAGCCCUACCACUACGGCUCCCACUACUCCAACAGCGGCACUGUACUGCACUUCCUGGUGAGGAUGCCACCUUUCACCAAGAUGUUCCUUGCCUAUCAAGAUCAAAGUUUUGACAUUCCGGACAGAACUUUUCAUUCCACCAACACCACCUGGCGGCUCUCGUCUUUCGAGUCCAUGACCGACGUGAAGGAGCUCAUCCCGGAGUUUUUCUAUCUUCCGGAGUUCUUGGUCAACCGCGAAGGCUUCGACUUCGGUGUGCGUCAGAAUGGCGAAAGGGUCAAUCACGUCAACCUCCCGCCCUGGGCACGUAACGACCCCCGCCUCUUCAUCCUCAUCCACCGGCAGGCCCUGGAGUCCGACUACGUGUCCCAGAACAUCUGUCAGUGGAUUGACCUGGUGUUCGGGUACAAGCAGAAGGGGAAGGCAUCUAUCCAGGCCAUCAACGUUUUCCACCCUGCUACCUACUUCGGAAUGGAUGUCUCCGCAGUUGAAGAUCCAGUUCAGAGACGAGCGCUGGAGACAAUGAUCAAGACCUAUGGGCAGACGCCCCGCCAGCUGUUCCACACAGCCCAUGCCAGCAGACCUGGAGCCAAGCUGAGCCUUGAGGGAGAGCUCCCGGCUGCCGUGGGCUUGCUGGUGCAGUUCGCCUUCAGGGAGAGCCGAGAACAGGUCAAGGAAGUUACCUACCCGAGCCCUCUGUCGUGGAUAAAAGGCUUGAAGUGGGGGGGGUACGUCGGCUCCCCCAGCGCCCCGGUCCCUGUGGUGUGCUUCAGCCAGCCCCACGGGGAGAGCUUUGGCUCUCUGCAGGCCCUGCCCACCAGGGCCAUCUGUGGCCUGUCCCGGAACUUCUGCCUGCUGAUGACGUACAGCAAGGAGCAAGGCGUGAGGAGCAUGAACAGCACCGACAUCCAGUGGUCGGCCAUCCUGAGCUGGGGGUACGCGGAUAACAUCCUGAGGCUGAAGAGCAAGCAGAGCGAGCCCCCGGUGAACUUCAUCCAGAGCUCGCAGCAGUACCAGGUGACCAGCUGUGCUUGGGUGCCGGACAGCUGCCAGCUGUUCACCGGGAGCAGGUGCGGCGUCAUCACCGUCUACACGAACAGGCUCACCAGCGGCACGCCCGCAGAGAUCGAGGUGGAGGCCCAGACGCACCUGUACGGGCACACGGAGGAGGUGACCGGCCUGUGCGUCUGCAAGCCGUACAGCGUGGUGGUCAGCGUGAGCAGAGACGGCACCUGCAUCAUUUGGGACCUCAACAGGCUGUGCUACGUACAGAGUCUGACGGGACACAAGAGCCCUGUCACGGCUGUCUCUGCCAGCGAGACGUCAGGGGACAUCGCGACGGUGUGUGAUUCAGCUGGCGGUGGCAGUGACCUCAGACUCUGGACGGUGAACGGGGACCUGGUGGGACACGUGCACUGCAGGGAGACCAUCUGCUCCGUGGCCUUCUCCAACCAGCCCGAGGGCGUGUCUGUCAACGUGAUCGCCGGGGGCUUGGAGAAUGGGGUCGUCAGGCUGUGGAGCACGUGGGACCUGAAGCCUGUGCGAGAGAUCACCUUCCCCAAGUCCAGCCAGCCCAUCGUGAGCCUGACGUUCUCCUGUGACGGCCACCAUCUGUACACCGCCAACAGCGAGGGGACCGUGAUCGCCUGGUGUCGGAAGGACCAGCAGCGCCUGAAGCAGCCCAUGUUCUAUUCCUUCCUCAGCAGCUACGCAGCCGGGUGAGCGAGAGGACGCCACACCCUUCAAGGCAGUCACUGUGACCCGGAAGUGCAGGCUUGUCCAUGCAGGGGUUGAACCUGAGGACACGGGAUGGCCCCACCACUGUUCAGAUAAUGAUCAGGCCCGUCCAUGGCACACGGCUGUGCAGCCUCAGGCCUCACCGUGGUGCCUGGGGGGCCGUGGCACUGGCACUGAGCAGCCCGUGGAAGUCGGACACGGUCAGUGACAUCAUGGUUCUUCACGGUUUCCCCACAAAGGCGUCCCAACGAGAAGAUCAGGGUCUCCCUUUUCUCUGUUGUUCCAAAAGGGCCCAUGGUGUGGAGCUGGUGAGCCACUUCCCUACAGCAAAUACUCUAAAAUGUGUAUUUAAACCAUUUCUGCCACGAAAUACUCUCCCUGUAAAAAAAACAAAGAGAAAGAAGGAAAGAAUUUUCAGGACUCAGCUUUCUUUGGGAAGCAGAUUAUACAUUGGGCCUCUGCGUUGGACAUUCUGUGGCACAUCUGAGCCCUAAGAGCACAGACUACCAGAGUCUCCCAUCAGAUAGUUCUUGCCAGUCGCCUUCUUAGCUCAAAAGAGAACCAGAUUUUUGACAGCUACAGACAAGAGUACGGGUGUCUUUUAUUGGAAACACAAUUUGCAUCUUUUUUUCCUUUAGAGAGGUUUUUGUUAUAGGGCACAUGCGCUCGCCAGAAAGACAGAGACAGACAGAGACAGAAAGCGAGAAAUCACCCCCCAGGGUGAUGGCC
Messenger RNA from Tupaia belangeri chinensis (Chinese tree shrew), 12927 nucleotides. RefSeq names its product lysosomal trafficking regulator (gene LYST). Gene Ontology annotation, molecular function: protein binding. The transcript is spliced from 55 exons. NCBI's taxonomy places the organism in Eukaryota, Metazoa, Chordata, Mammalia, Scandentia, Tupaiidae. The record is from RefSeq and is a predicted model, not a curated record. The coding region runs from base 814 to 12183 and encodes 3789 amino acids.